UUUAUAAAAAAUAAAAAAAUAAAAAAUAAAAAAGGAAAAAAAUAUUUUGCAAUGAGAAAAAGAGAGAGAGAAGAAGGGGAACAGAAACAGAGGGGAGAGGGAGAAAAGAGUUCUAAUCGCUAAGUUCCUCCUUAACCGUUAGUAAUGUCCCUAAACAACGCAUCUCACUCUCUAAAAGCUUUUGGAUGUUCUUAUAACCGUGGAAAAGCAGAGGAAGAGAUGAGUUCUCUGCGGAGAGAAAACUCACCUGAAGAUUGAGCUAACUGACAAUGGAGGAAGCGAAGGUGGUGGUGAAGCAUGUGUUGGUGGCUAACUUGAAAGAUGGAAUUCCACCAGAAGAAGUUGAGAAACUGAUUAAUGGAUAUGCAAAUCUUGUCAGUCUAAUAUAACGGUUAAGAAAAGCUUCCGGCUGAAAAUGAGUGGGAAGAAGACAGUAGGAAUUCCAGACGGGGUGGUGGAACUGAUGAAGGAGAUCCAGUCACAAAGGAAAAGUACUGACGAGGAAUCAUUCGUGGAGGCAGUUGAUAGAGAAAAACGUGACAGAGAUAAAAAGAGACAAGAUCAAUCUGGGUCUGAAACAGUUAACGAGUGCAAUGUCAAACCUCUUCUCAAUUUGGUGGAGGACAUCGUAAAUCGUGCCAUCCGAAAUGUUACUAGCACUGUCCUGGAUAUCCGAGCAUACAUGGAAGAUGACAGCCAUCAAGAAGAAGCCGUUUACUUGCGUGAGAAUUUCAAUUUUAUACUGGAUCAAAUUUCCUACAAGAUAGCAUACCACACUUCAAGCAAAGAACAUCCACACCGCACAGUGAAGUCAAUAUUAUUUAAGAUCCUAAAAGAUCAUUCAUGGGAGGAUAGAUUGAUAUUAACUCUAACAGCUUUCGCUUUGAAUUAUGGGGAAUGCUGGCACCUAGCUCUAAUAUAUUCAUCACGCCAACUUGCUGAAUCAUUGUCAAUCCUGAAACAAGUGGCCGAUAUCCACAAGCAACCCGAUCACUCUUCUCCUCCGUUGCAAGCAGUAAAUGAUCUUGUGAUGGCAAUCAUGGAUGUGACCAGGUGCAUCAUUGAUUUCCAGAGGGUGCAAUACCAACUUGGCCGACUCAAUAAAUCAAAAUUAGAACCUUUAGAAGCUAUGGAGAGAGUAAACUAUAUCCCAAUCGCCAUCUAUUGGACUAUCAGAAGUGUCUUGGUUGCUGCAUCAAAGAUUACUCGUUUCAUCAGCAUGGGUCUUAACUAUGUGAUAUCAGGCAUAGAGAAGGCCGAACUAAUAGACUUGACAGAGGUACUCACCGAGAAGAGACAACGCCUUCAAAAGUUGAAAGAGGAUUUCAACUCCUGCUUAGAGGAAGCGACUAUCCUUAAACGUCAGGAAAUAAUCAAGAGCCUAAUGGAAGUUCCACAAGUUGAUAACAUGAAUAUUCUAAGAGCACUCUUUUAUUACAAAAAUGAUCCACAACAACUAAUUCAGAAACAGGAAAAGUUUGAGCUGGAAGUGCUGAGGAAAAAACUAGUGUUAUUGCUAAUAUCAGACCUAGACAUCUCUGAAGAAGAUAUUAGAAUUGUGGAAGACAUAUAUUCCAAGUCCACGACCAAAACAGGACACCAAGCAAAUCGACUGGAGAUUGUGUGGCUCCCAAUCAUUGAUCAACCAAAGGAUUGGGAGAGGGAGGACACUAAAGUCAAGUUCGAGAAGAAGCAAUCGGCUAUGAAAUGGUACACAGUGCACCAACCUUCAUUGAUUGCUAAAGAAGUUAUCAAGUUAGCAAAAGAAGAGUGGCAUUUUGGGAAGCAACCUAUCAUCGUGGUGAUAGAUGCACAAGGACAAGUUGCCUGCCCAGAUGCAUUCCCCAUGAUAUAUGUUUGGGGAUAUGAGGCUGACCCUUUCACCAUAUCAGCAGCGGAAGCUCUAUGGAAAGAAAAAUCUUGGAAUCUUGAGUUGCUACUAGGUGGCAUCGAUCAACCAAUUCUGGAUUUGAUUAAUAAAUCAAAAAAUGAUUGCAUAUGCCUUUAUGGAGGAGAGGACAUGGAGUGGAUUAACAUGUUCGAAAUCAGAGCGCCUUCCGUUGUACAAGCAGCAAAAGAUGUCCUGAAAAUGGUUUAUGUGGGAAAGUGGAAAUCAAAUGAGCAACUACAGAUAUACGAUACUAAAUCAAACGGCCAAAACCUAAAACUUAGUAAAGAAAAAAACCUAAAACUUAGUAAAGAAAAUCAAAUGAAGUUUUGGAAAAGAUUGGUAAACAUGGGACAUUCAAGGAUGCAGUUAGGCAAAACAAUCUACGAGGAUACCAUAAUGCAAGAUAUCAUUUCAUUGCUUAACUUGGGUGCCAGUUCAGGCGGUUGGGCUGUUAUCUGUCGUGGGUCAGAUUUCAGGAUCAAGGCAAAAGGGAAACAAAUUUUGUAUAGCUUGCUUAAUUUUUGUGAGUGGAAAGACAACAUAAGACGUCCAGAUUUCCUUGGUGCGCUUGAGCAUUAUCUUAAAAUGAACCCAGGGCACGUUGAUGUCUAUAAGCAUAUCAAAUCUCAUGAGGAGAUUAUGGAUAUCUUUGAGAGGACCCCUAAGGUAGGCUGCAUGGAGAUUCUCAAGGCUUUGGUAUCAGCUACAGAUGAUUGGCAACCGCUUGUUUGUGGAACAACGAAGCAGAGGGUUAGUGUAGAUCUUCUGAAAAGAAAAAAGUCCCUAUUAUUGCUGUUAUCAGGCUGCAACAUCUCAGAAGAAGAGCUAGCUGUGCUUAUGCAGAUUUACCAAGAAAGUCACGGUACUGCAACAAGCAAUGAAGAAAGUGAUUAUGAGAUCGUAUGGCUCCCAAUUGUGGAUGCAUCGGAAAUGACAACAGAGAUUGCACAAGAAUUUACGAGUAAACAGGAGAAAAUUCCUUGGUACACCGUGUACAACCUUUCAAUGAUUAGUGAAGCAGCAACUAAAUUCAUCAAACAAGUUUGGCAUUAUGAGGGAAAGACUAUUCUUGUAGUGCUUGAUCAGCAAGGAAGGGUUGUAUGUCCUAAUGCAUUGAAUAUGAUAUCUAUUUGGCGAAAAGAUGCAUUCCCUUGUACAAUUUCAAGAGAAGAAGCCAAGUGGAAGGAUAAGGAUAUGGUCUGGAGUCUUGAUUUGAUUGUAGAUGAACUGAAUCCAAGAAUUCGAAAAUGGGUAGAAAAUGAUUAUAUAGUAUGCCUCUAUGGAGGAGGGGACAUAAAUUGGAUUAAAAACUUUACUCGCACUGCAAAGGAAGUUUCAAAAUCUGCAACUAUCCACCUGGAGAUGUUGUAUGUGGGAAAGAGCAAUCUAAACCAUCGUGGCUGGAGAAACAUUGAAAGCUUUGAAGAAGAAGAACUUAGCCAUGUCUGGAGAGACAGAUUGGGUUUAAUUUGGUUCUGGUAUAGAAUAAAAAGUAUGUGGCUCUCUAGAUAUCAAAUAGUGAAAACAAUCGAGGGUGAUGAAAUAAUGCAGGAGCUCACUACACUUCUUAGCUUUGAUAGCAGUGAAUGUGGAUGGGCUAUAAUGAAUAAAGGAUCAAAACCAGGUGUUAUUGCCAAAGCCAAGGGAAGUGACUUUUUGGAUUGCUUGUCAAAUUUUGAAAAUUGGAAAGAGGAAGCAUCCCAGAAGGGCUUUGUGCCAACACUUAAAGAAAAGCUUACGCAUCUUCAUAAGCCAGAGGACUGCUUCCAACUCGUGCUUCCUGAAUUGGCUGAAACCAAACUAGAAACUGGAGAAUGCUGCCAUUGUCACCGAAGCAUGCAGAGGUUCAUUACUUUUAAAUGUUGUGGUAAAUAAAUUAAAACUUGGUAAGGGGCGCUUUACCCUUUUAUGAGCUAUGAGCCUACCCGGUGUGAAUCCAAUUUAGUCACGCCAGUGAGCUUCUGAUACUGAGGAUUUCCACACGCGCCCGCACGAAAAAAAAAUAAAAAAUAAAAAUCCAAUGACUACUCGAUGCAACCAUUUCUGCAGGAUCAAUUAUAUAUUUAUUUGGUAUUGUGCUUUAUGAGUUAGUUUUCAUACAUUGUACUAAAUAUUCAUAAUUAUAAGUUAAUGAUUAGAAUAUAACUAUAAGUUAAUGAAAUGAA
This is a messenger RNA of Jatropha curcas, 4056 nucleotides long. RefSeq lists its product as hypothetical. Gene Ontology annotation, biological process: phloem development. The record is from RefSeq and is a predicted model, not a curated record. NCBI's taxonomy places the organism in Eukaryota, Viridiplantae, Streptophyta, Magnoliopsida, Malpighiales, Euphorbiaceae.